Molecule: messenger RNA, 510 nt
Organism: Emiliania huxleyi CCMP1516
Lineage: Eukaryota; Haptophyta; Isochrysidales; Noelaerhabdaceae
Exons: 3
Coding region: 1-510 (169 amino acids)
Biological process (GO): translation
Cellular component (GO): ribosome; cytosolic large ribosomal subunit
Molecular function (GO): structural constituent of ribosome
Source: RefSeq, a predicted model, not a curated record
AUGGUGGUUGGGCGUUUCGUUCCCAACGCCAAGUACGGCGAGGCUGCGCCCAUGUGCAAGGUGUACCGCAUGAAGCUGUUUGCGAAGAACCUCGUCUGCGCGCGCUCUCGGUUUUGGUACUUCAUGGGGCGGUUGUGCCGCGUGAAGAAGGCCAACGGUCAGAUCAUCUCGAUUCACGAGAAGAAGCCGCUGCGAGUGAAGAACUUCGGGUUCUGGUUCCGCUACGAGUCGCGCACCGGCACGCACAACGCGUACAAGGAGUUCCGCGCCCUCAAGCUGACAGACGCCGUCAACCAGCUCUACCAGGACAUGGCGGGCCGCUCGCGCGCCAAGUCGUCGGCGAUCCAGAUUCUGAAGACGGCCGAGCUCAAGCCGUCCGAGUGCAAGCGGCCGGUCAUCAAGCAGAUGCACUCUAAGACGCUCAAGUUCCCGCUGCCGCACCGCGUUCCGACCACGGCCAAGGCGUACAAGACCACCUUCAAGGCUGCGCGCCCCAACACCUACUACUAG